Chlamydomonas reinhardtii is the source of this 2256-nucleotide messenger RNA. RefSeq lists its product as uncharacterized. NCBI's taxonomy places the organism in Eukaryota, Viridiplantae, Chlorophyta, Chlorophyceae, Chlamydomonadales, Chlamydomonadaceae. The record is from RefSeq and is a predicted model, not a curated record. The coding region runs from base 410 to 1960 and encodes 516 amino acids. The transcript is spliced from 9 exons.
GCUAUUGCACACGCAUUUGUGCUGCGACAACUGCUUACAACGACGAACUGUUGCAGCCACAUUGGUUCGGCGCCGUGCUCGUUCUGAGUUUAUUUCCAGCAGCUGGCUAGCUGUCUCUGGGUAAACUACACUGGCUCUCGGCAAACACCCACUACUAUUACGUCUACGUCGGUCCCACUCCAGUACCAACCUGAAGUGUUGCGCUCCAGUCUCAUCGGUAGAGUCUCAGUGUGCGUGAGACCAAGCUAUCAUCUAUGGCUCUUUGAAUGACGCGACAUGUGGUGUCGGGCUUUGGGUGUUGCUGAGUGGCAGCGGUCGGCCCAGCGUCGACAAGGAGCGGUGACGCUGCCGCCGGCCGCACGCACCGCGCACGGUGACAUUCUUGCAGCACGUCCGGUGGAGGGCGGACAUGGCGAGUCAGCAGCCCACGUCGGCAUCUAGCUUAGGGGCAAAGCGGCAGCGGCAGCAGGCCGCCCGGCUCAGGCCCCAGCUCCCGCGGCGGCCGUCACCCGUCCACCUCCCCCUGCUGCUCCUCCUCCCCCUCCUGCUGCCCAGCCCCCAUCCCCGCCACGUGGCACGUGCCGACCUGCUCCGUUACUACGGCAACAUCAGCUACCCUCUGGACGAGCAGCUGUCGUACUGCGACACGCUGGGGCCGCUGUACGACGGCAUAGGGGUGGACCUGGCGCUGUGGAACACAUCCGGCGGUGGGGGCAGUAGCAGCGCGGGCGGCGGCGGGGGCGGCGAGAGCAAUGGCGAGAGUGGGGGGGAAGGGGGCAGUAGCGGUGGGGGCAUCACCGAGGAGGCGCUGCAGCUGGCCAUUGACAAGUACACUACCAAGGGGUCGCAGAAGGGUGUGGCCCUGGCCUUCUACGGCGGCGUGCCCUACAUCAUCGACCACGAGCCCCGGCUGUCGGGUCUGGGCCACCACGUCAACAUCCUGUUCACCUACAUGCUGGUCAUGCUGGACCUGCAGCGCCAGUACGGCAGUAGCAGUAGUAGUCAUAAUGGCAGUAGCAGCAGUAGCAGUAGCAGCAGCGACGGCAGUAGCGGCGGGCGGUCGCUUAUUCCGGAUGUGGAGUUUGUGCUGGCCAGCAGUGACAAGCCGCUGGUGCUGCGGGCGGACCACCCGCCCGGCCGCGUGCCGCCGGUGAUGCGGUUCUGCUCCUCGGACGAACACGCCGACAUCAAGAUCCCGAUCUUCCACUUCUACACCAAGAAGUACACCCAGAACUACCUGGCAAACGCGCCCAAGCUGGCGGCGGCCUACCCCUGGGAGGCCAAGAAGCCCGUGGUGUUCGGCAGGUUCUCCAAGUACUACCGGCACAUCCACCCCGCCGCCGCCAGCACGCUCAAGCGGGGCGCGCGCAACAGCUCCAUAUGCAGGCAGGAGUCUGCCUUCACGCUGACGUGUCCGGUGCGGGCGCACUUCAUGGAGUGGGCGGCGCGCGGCCGGCACGCGGACGUGCUGGACGUCAAGAGCGGACCGCGCGUGUCGCUGGCCAAGCACGCCGCCUACAAGUACCUGCUGCACCUGGACGGCCAGGCGCUGAGCAGCCGCCUGGAGCAGCUGAUGCCGCUGGGCAGCCUGAUCUUCAAGGAGGACAGCGGCUACAAGACCUUCUACUACCACCUCAUGAGGCCGUACGAGCACUACGUGCCUGUGUGGAAGGCGGGCGGGGGGCCGGAGGACGUGCUGGAGGCGCUGCAGUGGGCGGAGAGCCACGACCAAGAGGCCCGGCGUAUGGCUGCCGCCGCGCAGCAGGUGGCGCUGACCUACCUGUCCAAGAGGGCGCGGUCCUGCUACUGGCUGCGGCUGCUGCAGGCCUACGCCUCCCUUCAGAGCUACACGCCGGUGCGGGGCGGGCGCGGGUCUUACCUGGUGCCCGUGUCGGAGUACCUGGAGGAUGUGGGGCGCAGCUGGGAGCGCGGCAAGCAGCUGCACAAGAUAGAGUACUGAGAUAUGCAGGGCUGGCGGGGCGGGGGCGGAGCUGGUGGUGGCGGGUAGACAGGAGGCGAUUGGGGCGGCGUUGGCUGCGGGGUGCUGCGGGGUGCUGCGGGUUGGAGGGUGGCUAGGUAGGGAUGGGUGUGAGUUGGAGGGACGUUCAAGGGCCGGCACCGUACCGUACGGCUGGAAAGGGUGUGCGAUGGGACAGUGUUUGAUGGUGAGGGGCAGCUGUGGCCCCAGCUAGGAAGGUGUCCAGGUAGACAGGUAUGAUAAAGCUUCCAGGAGAGGCCUUGUAACUGCCGUGCUGG